UAUGCACACCUUAAUUUGGACUACCCUUGUCGAUAUGCAAUCGUAAGCACAUUGGGAGUGCACGUAACUAAACCGAGGAAAGAGGGAUGCGCUCAGAACUACAACUCCCAGCGUGCUCCAGUUUGAGUUGCAAGAACUUCGUUUCCCAGCAUGCAUGUGGACUUGGAUCGGGAUUUGAAUCUCUCCGCAGAGACAUAAAGGUUUUCACUUCUGGUCUGGAUAGUUUAUUUCUUUGCUUCAGGCGAGGAAGAAAGAACGGGCUGGGUCCCACUUCUUGAGUUGUCAUUGUUUUCCCUUGAGGAAUUGACGAGAUGAGCAGGAGGGGUCCCUCGUUAUGGUGUAGCCACCAGCUCCUGCUACGACCAACCUUUGCCAUCCUGGUGUCUCUUGCUGUCUUUCAUGUGGGUAUGGCGAAUGGCCAGCAUCACCGGAGGGAACCUUGGCGAGAGAAGAAUAUGCAGCCUGACUUCCUGUCCAAAAUUACUCGAGCAGCGAGGGAAACCUUGGAAGAUAUUCUUGGGCCAGAUAAUUUUCUCAUAUUGAAUGAAAAUAUCUCUUCCGCAUUCUGGGUAUUAUCCUCUGGGAUCUCCUCAGGUUUAUUUGCCGUGGCUCGAAUUGCAGGACAGUUCCUGACUUCCUUUGGCAUUGAUGGGGAUCAUGCAACUCAGUUCCUGAAGCUGAGCCCUGACCAAGUGCAAACACUGCUUCUCUGGGGCCUGGCUGCUCUGAUAGGCUACUGGCUGCUGUCACUGUUGCUGAAUCUGGUGCUCGGCAUCUUGAGCCGCAUCUUGUGGGGCCUCAAGCUGGUCAUCUUCAUGUCCUGCUUCAUGUUCAUUGUCUCUAUGGUGCAUGAUCGUUCUGUUCAACUUUCCCUUCUAUUAUUACUCGUACUCAUGCUAUAUGCUCUAUUGGAGGGGCCUAGGUGGAGUCACACCGCUAGAGGUACGAAACUGGAAUAAUAGUGCGCAGCUUGCAACAGGUAAAUUAGAUGAACUACAACGCAGGCAAAGGCGGUCAUCUCCUAAACAUUUGGAUGAAGAAUAAAACUUACAGGAAGCUAUAAUGUUCACAUACCUUCUUUAAGAGGUGACUACUUUUUUCUUUGUGUAUUCAAUAACUGCUUCCUAGAAAUAGAUGUUUUCUUGUAUCCUGUCUCCCACAACUAUACAGGAACAUGUGACCCCAGAAGGAAAUUUCUGUACAGGAAAAUGAAUGCACUUGACAUGGUAACAGCUUCCUACUUGUCACUCUAUAGACUUGUUCUUCAGGAGGGGCUCUCUCCUUCUCCAUCCUAGUCCUCUCUGUUUCAGUCACGCCUCUUUCUAAACUCACCAUGCCAACCUACCUGAGUUAUUUUCUGGCUGAUUCUAAAAAUACCAUUUUGCUUCUUAAAGAAUGAAAGGCCUGAUGUUUGAGUGACAGUGCUACUCACUAUGAAAAUAGUGCACUUUUAAGUGUUUUUCCAUAACCAUGCCUGCCUAAGACAAGAAUGGGGCAUUUUGUGGUAUACUUUGAGGGUCUAAAUGUGUCUCAGUUGGUUUAUCUAACAGCAAACCCCCUGUUCCAAGUGCCUUCCCAAAGCAAAAGGUGGCUGCUCUGUUUACAGCAGCACCAGAGGAAAUCAGAAUGUUACAUAAAGGUGUUGUAUGUGUUUACAGAACUUUUUAUCAUUCAGUUCACUACAAGCCAAAGAUGUCUGAUGAAUCUAAGACCAGAUUAAGUUUCCUUAUGGACUCUAGUUCUGCAAGAGGAAAUUUGAUGAUCCACAGCAAAUAAUGUUCAUGUGCCUUUCCUGGUUGGAAAUAAGCCAUAAACCAGAGACAAAGUGAAUUGAAUGUACAAAGCACAUCCCUCCAGAUAGAGUUUAUUGAGCACUACUAUCAAACCCAUGGUCUGAAGACUUGUGCCCUUGAUGACUGUUUUGAGGAGGCAUAAUGUACUACUCUGGUGUUAAACAUAUUAGUUGCCACUAUGUAUAUUUUUAAAAUUUUGCCAAUUUUAAACCAAUGGAGUAUUUUGUUAUAUGCUUUUCCAAAUAAAGGCUAUUUAAUGAUCA
This is a messenger RNA of Sphaerodactylus townsendi, 2056 nucleotides long. RefSeq names its product transmembrane protein 109 (gene TMEM109). The transcript is spliced from 4 exons. The coding region runs from base 312 to 959 and encodes 215 amino acids. Lineage: Eukaryota; Metazoa; Chordata; Lepidosauria; Squamata; Sphaerodactylidae. The record is from RefSeq and is a predicted model, not a curated record. Gene Ontology annotation, biological process: cellular response to gamma radiation; intrinsic apoptotic signaling pathway in response to DNA damage by p53 class mediator.